GCCGUGCUGUGCAGCUAGAGCUAUUGCAGUGGCUCAACAGAAAGAAAGAAAAGCAUUGCAGUGGCUGACCUACUUGAGGAAGCAGGGUUAAACCACAUUGAAAUCGCAUUAUUGUCGGUUAUAAUAAGCUGCAAACACCUUCCACGUCACCUGCAAUAAUUGUGACACUGCAAUACCUCGACGAAGCGGAGUUGCACCGAAGGCUCUUGUAAUUUUGCAGUGACUCGACCAUUUUAAUUUUGAGUUGCUUUGCUGUGGUUGGCUACUUGUGUUGCCUUAUCCAAAUUUGGCGUUAUUAUUUUAUUUUUCGUUUACUCUUGAAAACCGAGGUGCAUAUAAUUUAAUGUGUAUGAUAUUUUCACAAACACAUUUGUUAUCCAAACAUGCAAUUUUUUUAUUUGUUUUAUGUUUGACGCUUUUUCAUAAGGUGGGUUGUCAGGCUUCGGCCUAAGUUUUGUCAACAACGACUUAGAUAGCAACUGUGCGAUAGUUAAAAAAAAAUACAUAAUUUCACCUGACAUUUAAAAGGAAGAACAAGAGAGAAAACAUGGCCUGCACCUGUUCGUCGGCGGCGAGGCUGAUUAUAAAUUCAGCUCAUAAAGGCAUUGCUUGCUCACGCUUUCACCUGUAUACCCUGGGAAGACCGGGGAUUUCUAUAGUUCAUUUGAGGAGGAGAGUUCCCGUUAGGUCAUUUUCAGAGACUGCAGUGUAUUUUGCUUCAAAAGAUGGAACAACCAAAGAUGGAUCUGGGGAUGGUAGCAAGAAAUCUGUUGAAGGGGGCAGCAGCAAAAAAUCCACAGGCUCUGGAGGGAAGGGCGGAAACCAACUGCGUUGCCCAAAAUGUGGGGACCCGUGCUCCCAUGUCGAGACAUUUGUUUCUUCAACCCGCUUUGUAAAGUGUGAAAAAUGUCAUCACUUUUUUGUCGUGCUGUCGGAAACGGACUCAAAGAAGAGUCUUAAUAAAGAGCCAGAAUCAGCAGCUGAAGCUGUUAAAAUGGCAUUCCAGCAGAAACCACCACCUCCACCCAAAAAGAUCUAUGCCUACCUGGAUAAGUACGUGAUUGGCCAAUCCUAUGCCAAGAAAGUGCUUUCAGUGGCUGUGUACAAUCAUUACAAGCGUAUUUAUAACAAUAUCCCAGCAAGUAUAAGACAGCAGGCAGAAGUGGAGAAACAAGCCUCUCUGACACCUAGAGAAUUAGAAAUCAGAAGACGUGAGGAUGAAUACAGAUUUACAAAGCUGCUUCAGAUUGCUGGGAUCAGUCCACAUGGUAACGCGCUUGGAGCAUCAAUGCAGCAACAGAUUAACCAGCAGAUGCCUCAAGAGAAACGAGGAGGCGAAGUGCUGGAUUCAACCAAUGAUGAAAUUAAACUGGAGAAAAGCAACAUAUUGCUUCUUGGCCCAACAGGAUCGGGUAAAACUCUGCUGGCUCAAACCCUUGCCAGAUGUCUUGACGUUCCCUUUGCUAUCUGUGACUGCACCACCUUGACCCAGGCAGGAUAUGUUGGUGAAGAUAUUGAGUCUGUCAUUGCAAAACUUCUUCAGGAUGCUAACUACGGGGUUGAAAAAGCACAGCAAGGAAUUGUCUUCUUGGAUGAAGUAGAUAAGAUUGGCAGUGUGCCUGGCAUUCACCAGUUACGAGAUGUGGGUGGGGAAGGGGUUCAGCAAGGUUUAUUAAAGCUUUUGGAAGGUACAAUUGUGAAUGUUCCAGAAAAGAACUCUAGAAAAUUAAGAGGAGAAACCGUUCAAGUUGACACUACCAACAUUCUGUUUGUGGCUUCUGGGGCGUUUAAUGGACUUGAUAGGAUAAUAAGCAGACGGAAAAAUGAAAAGUAUCUGGGAUUUGGUACUCCGUCAAACCUAGGAGUAGGCAGGAGGGCUGCAGCGGCUGCUGACUUAGCAAACACAAGUGGAGAAGGGGACACUGUGCAGGAAAUCGAAGAAAAAGAUCACUUGCUCCGCAAUGUCGAGGCCAGGGACCUUAUUGAAUUUGGAAUGAUUCCAGAGUUUGUGGGACGUCUUCCAGUGGUGGUUCCUUUGCACAGCCUGGAUGAGGAAACUCUGGUUCGGAUUCUUACUGAACCUCGCAAUGCUGUAGUUCCCCAGUACCAGGCAUUGUUAGGCAUGGACAAGUGUGAUCUCAAUAUUACUGAAGGUGCCUUGAAAGCCAUUGCCAGAAUGGCCUUGGAGAGGAAAACUGGUGCUCGUGGCCUAAGAUCAAUCAUGGAGAAACUGCUGCUGGAACCCAUGUUUGAAGUGCCAAAUUCUGACAUCAUGGCCGUAGAACUAACCAAAGAAGUAGUGGAGGGAAAAUCUCUUCCCAUAUACAUUAGGGCCCCUGCUAAAGAAUCAGCGGAAGAGGAGUAUGAUUCAGGAGUUGAAGAUGACAGCUGGCCACGUCAGGCAGAUAGAGCCAACAACUAAAACCUAGAAUAUAUUUCAAGAACUUCCUACAAGACUUUUUUAAACGGAAGCAAUGGAUUUUCUAGAAGACGUUAAGGCAUUGAUCGAAAGUUAAAAUACAUGAUCAGAAAGCAAAGUGCUGGAAUAGAAAUGUAAAGCAGAUCACUUUCGUUUUGUUGUUUUGUAUAAUACUGAUUUCUACACUGGACAUUAUGCAUCAAUUCAAGUGUAAAACAGUAUGGAUCUCACCAAGUACAGGUACAGUGUUAGUUGUUGCAUUAAAAUCUUGCAAUGAUUUUGUUAAGCAUAGAGUUGCAUUAACAAGUACAGACAGUUUGUAAUGUCUUUACCUGUGAAAUGACUGAGACAUUUGGCUUUUGUAGUCUGAGGAUAUCAAUACAGACCCUGUAUUAUUCUUGACACACAUUUAAAUAGCUAGUUUUUAUCUUGAUUUCGUAAGUAUAUUGGUUGAUAUGGUAUGGGAAUCAAAUGAGUUCAGGGGAUCACGUAAAUUAAAAACUGUUCAAAAUGGGGGUGGUAUUUAAAUCAUUUGUUUCCAAGUUUAUUAACAUUUAGGCUAGCAUUUGGUGUACAUUUUUCAUAGAAAUAAUGUAAUGCCGUAAACAAAUUUAAUAAACGACUAUUUUUUUAUAAACAUUUUUAGCAUGUUAAAGGGUAGUUCUUUUUUAAGGCUGGUAAUCGUUAGAAACGGUGCAUCUUGAUUUACAUUUUUAAUGACUACCCUUUCAAGGUACAUUAAUAUGCUGUUGCUUUUCAACAUGUUGAAAUGGUUUAGAAUCUUUAUAAAUUUAAUCUUGUCACAAAUACAAUGUGAAGUAGUUGUUUUUUAAUAGUUUGAUUAUUUUACCACCUGCUAAAAAGGGAUUGCCUUCAUCAAACAGUUAAGUGAUUUCUAUCUUUGCAUGUAUACAAGUAUAACUGCAAAAAUAUAUAUACAAUAAAAUCCAUCUACAGAGGGAUGAAAGAUCCAAAUCUGUUUUAGAUUAUUGUUGUACAUGAGGACUGUAUGUGAUUCAGCUUUCCUGCCAGUGUGGUGCUUUUACACAAUGCUGUAGGAUCUCUAAGCUUUAUCUGAGUGGAUUUUCUCCAUAUGAAAGCCAUAAUGUCAUAGUCUACCAAUAAUAAUUGUACUUCUGUUCAUUGGCCCUAUAUUUUGUUAAAAUAAUGAUGUAGGAGGGUUUUUGUUUGUUUUCUUUUGGGGAGAUUGGAUACAUGAGUGGUGAUUUCAUGGCCUUUUUUUUUUUCUUAAUUUCAGUUUAAACCUUGCCCAUUUUAUUAUUUUUAUGCAUUUGAUUAGGUCAAAAAGUACAGUUUUAUGCCUACUUAAAACAUUUGUGAAACAAAGGGGUCUGUCGGUGUGCUUGUUCAAAUAUAUAAAUAAAAUGUAUAUAUCUGUAUAAA
Molecule: messenger RNA, 3823 nt
Organism: Polyodon spathula (Mississippi paddlefish)
Lineage: Eukaryota; Metazoa; Chordata; Actinopteri; Acipenseriformes; Polyodontidae
Product: ATP-dependent Clp protease ATP-binding subunit clpX-like, mitochondrial
Exons: 14
Coding region: 548-2422 (624 amino acids)
Biological process (GO): protein folding; proteolysis; protein catabolic process
Cellular component (GO): mitochondrial matrix
Molecular function (GO): ATP binding; zinc ion binding; ATP hydrolysis activity
Source: RefSeq, a predicted model, not a curated record